GUUGUUUGGCAAACUUUAUUAUGCAAAAUAACCCCCACCUGGAUGCGUGGAAGCGCCCAGACCUCAGUGCGCAGACUGCGCGCCAAUACGCACAGUUUAUGAGCGACGGAGGAGUAAAUUAAAGGUCUGCUCCGGCGCUCACACGCCCCUCAUAGUGUGAUGCUUCUGCUGCAUGGUCUGCUGUUAAACAACCGGUUGUAAACCUGGCAAAAACGGACUGAAAGUCGUUACUAUCAGGAGGGACCCUUCUUUUCUUUCCAUGCGGAGAGCGUCUUCUCCAGCAGGACUCCCCUAACCAGGUCAUGUUCGACUUCAUGGAAUUUCAGGUUUUCGGUCCAGGAGAAAUCAUAGACUUCUACACGACUUCCAGCCCUGGCUGCGCGCUGCAGGACCUGGACCAAGACCAGGACCAGGAUUUGGUAGCUUUCUUCCCGGAGCUGAUCGAGCCAGACUGGCCGGAGCAUCGGUGCUCGCAAUCAGUGGAAAGCCAGAGCUCAAACUCCAGCUCCAGCUUGGAUGACCUGUUUGCCACCCCCCCCACCCCACCUCCACCUCCACCCACAUACAAGCCCUGUUUUGUGUGUCAGGAUAAGUCCUCGGGCUACCACUAUGGAGUCAGCGCCUGUGAGGGCUGCAAGGGUUUCUUCCGCCGCAGUGUGCAAAAAAACAUGGUCUACACUUGUCACCGUGACAGAAACUGCAUCAUCAACAAGAUCACCAGGAACCGCUGUCAGUACUGCCGCCUGCAGAAGUGCUUUGCUGUGGGGAUGUCCAAAGAGUCUGUGAGAAAUGACAAAAAUAGACGAAAGGGGAAGAAGGAAGCGGUGAAGAUGACAAUCAUGGAGACGUACGAGCUGACGGCAGAACUUGGUCUGAUUGUGGAGAAGAUCUGCAUGGCUCAUAGAGAGACCUUCCCUUCACUGUGCCAGCUUGGAAAAUACACCACGAAUUCCAGUUCCGAUCACCGGAUACAGCUGGACCUCGGUCUAUGGGACAAGUUCAGUGAGCUUGCCACUAAGUGCAUCAUCAAAGUGGUGGAGUUUGCCAAGAGAGUGCCGGGCUUCACAGGCCUGACAAUCGCCGACCAGAUCACUCUGCUCAAAGCCGCCUGCCUUGACAUCCUGAUCCUUAGGAUUUGCACUCGCUACACUCCUGAUCAGGACACCAUAACCUUCUCUGACGGACUGACACUGACUCGCACUCAAAUCCACAAUGCAGGCUUCGGACCGCUGACAGAUCAUGUUUUCACCUUUGCUGGACAGCUGCUGCCUCUGGAGAUGGAUGAGACAGAAAGCGGGCUCCUCAGUGCAAUCUGCCUCGUCUCCGGAGAUCGGCAGGACUUGGAGGAGCCAUCUAAGGUGGAGGUGCUACAGGAGCCACUACUGGAGGCGCUGAAGAUCUACUCACGGAAGCGGCGGCCCAGCAUGCCUCUCAUGUUUCCCAGAGCCCUGAUGAAAAUCACUGACCUGCGCAGCAUCAGUGCUAAAGGAGCUGAGCGGGUGGUGACACUGAAGAUGGAGAUCCCAGGCUCCAUGCCUCCGUUGAUUGAGGAGAUGAUGGAGGAUCUGCAGAACUUGGAGACCAGCCAGCAUUCACACAGCAACUCCUCUCCAUCUCAGCACACAAACUACUCUAGUCUCCCAGUCUGAAGACGACCAGAGAACUUUUCUUCCAUCCAAGAAAGAUUACUAACGAUGUUAAAGUGCAGAUGCAGUUCAGACCGUCACUAGUCUCUUACCUCUCUAAAUGUCCAGGAAUAUUUGAGAGUUAGAUCUGCAGACAUGUCAAGUGAGAUUCAGUUUUCACAUUAUCAACGGGAUAGUUUCUGUGAGAUUAAAUCCUGCUUCGAUGGAAGAAAAAAUAGAAUGAUGCAGUAAUACUUUAGUCUCUUCUUAUUUCCCUGCAACGUUGUUGCAGGCACCUCAUAACCACUGAGAACCGCUCUCAGCUUUUGUUUACCCUAUCUGGUUCUUACUAUAUUUAUAUUUGCGUGAGUUAUUAAUUUUUACCUCAUUGAAUAACGCCGUAAGUAUUGGUUUAGAAAGAGAUGGCACAUGUGGAAGGGAUUUGUUAAAGCUUUUUAAUGUAAACUUGUUCACUGCAGCCGUGAACAGAUGUAACUAGGAAACAAGUAAAGGGAAAGACAAAAAAAGAAAGAAAAAGGUCAAACAUUUAACUGUACUGAAUUGGUUUUUAUGUUGUUCCCAAAUUAUGUGGGCAACUUGAUACAGGACAAACAAGAGGGUAAAAAAUGUGUACACCUCCUUGUUAAACUGCCAAAAAACAGGGUCAUAAUUAAUAAUUUCAAAACAUUUAACAUUUUAGAACCAAAUGGUGCAACAACCUGGUUGAACUGUGUGUGUGCACACUCUCAAACUAAUAAUUUGUUGAACCAUCGUUUGUUGUAGUUUCAGCAUUCAGAAGAGAACAGAGAAGUCUGUCACCAUCCCCCAGUUUAGCUUGGCAAAAUUUGCCCACUGUCAGAUCGAGAGGACAUCUCUUGUUCGCAGCCCUCCUGAGGUGAUCACACAGAUUUUCUGCUCUGAGCUUUGGCUAGGCCAUUGCAAAACUUUCAUUUUCCUUUAGAGAAGACAUUCUUUAGUUGGAUGUUUGCUCAGAUUUGCUGUAGCACUAAAAUCCUGCUUCAUCCUCAGCUUUCUAGCAGACGCCUCAAAGUUUUAGGUUGAAAUUGGCUGGUGUUUGGAAAUAUUCAUAAUUGUAUUCAACUUACUAAAAAAUCUAAAUUAUAUCCAAUGAAAAAUAACUCUACAGCGUGCUGCUGUUACCACCGUGUUUCACUGUGGGUAUGGUGUCCUUUGGUGAUGGGCAGUGCUGUUUUUGUGACAGACAUAUGCUACCUUUUUGGAAUUAAUAAUAAUAAUAUAGACUUUAUUGAUCUCACAAUGGAGAAAUUAAAUUAUGGUACAGAAGUUCAAGUUUGGUUAUGUGAGAACACAUUUUUCCGAAUGUCACUGCUUUAUCUUAUUUUAUGCCUAAAAGAGGUGUAUGAUUGGCCCCAAAUGUACCAUUGUUUUCCCUGGAAAUUCACAUAAAUUAACAUUAAAAUCACUUUAAGUCUUAAGAACUGAUUGUAGCAUUCAUGCAAUUGUUACCAGGGGUGGACAAUAUAAAUGUGGAGUUUAUCACAAUAUGUUGUGGUAUUUAUUGGGAUAACAAUAAUCUUUAGGCCACUAUGGUUGUGACUGCAUUGCCACUGCUUUCAGUGCCCCACAAGCACAAAUACUGCUUGUAAAAAACAGACCUAUUUUAAAAAGGGUUUAUCAGGACACCAGUUACAUAAAGUGUUUGAUUCUUAUCACUAAAUUGCACCCAGUAACUGCAUUUAAUCAUAUCAUCGAAUUUACUGACAUUCAUGGAAUAAACAAUGCAGUUUUUGGGGUUUUCAAACAUAAUUAAUUGGAAUUUAUUGUUGUCAUGACAAAUCUAAAUUCUUAUCAUAAGAACAUUUUUCAUGAUAUAUAUGAAAGAUACAAUAAAUGCCUAUCCCUGGUUGCUACAGUUUUUCCAACUAAUAAUUUCUACAAUUUAACCAAGAAGAAGUGACCAGGUGAUCUCUUAGUAAAAAGGUAAUUUUUUAGUCUUUUUAGGGGAGGACAGCAAAAGAACUCUGCAAAUUUCAUACGUGGCUAUCCAAUCAGAAUGAUUGCUGAUCGCUACCAAAUACCCUUUGAAUGACUGCACUAACACACUUGUUACAUAUUGAAAAAAUUAAAUCAAGUUUUUUUCUGAUCUCUAAACAUGAGGGGCAGACUGGAAUACAUAGAUUUGUCACAAAACAUUUACAUUUACAUGUACAUGCUAAAAAUGUAGAUGAUUUAUUGAGGCUCUAUUAUUUUUCCGUUGCAAAAAAUCUGACAGUUUUAUAAAGGUGUUUUACACUUUUUAUAUCCACUGUAGGUAUAAAAAGAUGUAGUUACGUAUGAGCUGCUUGUUUAGUUCUCAGUUUUUCUGGCAGUCUGUUGGAUCGCACUCCAGCAUAAUAAAAGAUUUAUCACCACGUUAUUAAGCUAAAGAUAAAAUACAUAUCUCCUUAGACCUUAUGAAUGAAAUGAUUUAAAUGCAGAUUAUCAUUAACAAUGGUUUAUCGUUUUUUUCUUUCUUUGUAUCAGGAAUAAACAUGUAAACAUUUACCAGUAAAUGAUUUUGUAGCCUUUGUUGCACUGUGGGACAGUGUUAGUCUACAGGUGCCUCUAUGUAGUGAUGUCAUGAUGUUACUUUAUUUUUAUUUCCUGUUUUCUGUUUUGUAAUGACUGCCUUAUUAGUGAGUUGUUCUUUUGCUUUUAAGUCGAUAACCACUCUGUCUUUGUUAUUGUGCUGACACACUGAUGAUACAGCCGCACACAGCUGCAAGUAUACCUGAAGUACAUUAAAAUUAAUAUCCGAGUUAAAAUGCCAUUUUAGACUUAAAAAAAAACUUUUAAAAUGUGGUCCAGAGUAAGAAAAUUAAGGAAAAGUUAGCCUGAAAUUAAAGUUGUUUAUUUCUGACAUUCGGUAAUAACUAAUUACUUAAUUUAGAAGCUUGAUUGAGAGUUAUUGAAGCUAAGCAACUCAAAAUGCAUCCUUUGAACUAUAAAAAUCACAUGUGCCUGCCAUUAAUGUGCCAAAAUCUUCCAAAAUUUUGAGUUUUUACAUUUUUCUAGGCCACAAAAUGGCAUUGUACGAUACCUGUAUGUACAUAUGAUCAUUUUUCAUUUGUGAAAUCAGACAUUCAUUGUUUUUGUCUAUUAAUGUUUUGUUCAUCAAACUUUGCAAUGUUUUAUUCUUUCCUGAGAGGAGGUAGUUGUUCGAGAUUCAUACCAUGUAGCUGUGUGUGUUUCUAAUGUUACCUAAUUUUCCUUUAAUCACAAGGAUUGUAGUGCCCCCUGUUGGUUUAGAAAGAGACUGAUCACCAGUGUCAAUGUCCACUAAUCUGUUGAGCAGUAAAUCUUAAACUACACUGUUGAGCUGUUCACAAUAUUCUCAAGGGUGCUUCUUUCUUUAGAAAAAUACAACUAUCUUCUGUGCCGGUAUCAAUUUAAUGCUGCAGCCAGUGGGUUAAAACACACAGUGUCUUGUAAAGGUUUUUACGAUGCCCCAUUUCUUGAUAUUUUGCCUCCAAGACACCAUAUUUUCUUGUUUUCUUUGAAAGUGGCCAGGAUCAUUUUUAUUCUCCAUGACUUUUGGACUUUGGCUUCUUUUUGAAUACAUUUUUCUUUCUCAGUCCUUGUUUAACAGCAUGACAGCAUGGUGUGUACUUUAUGCUUCAAAAUUUAAAAUAAUAAUAAUAAUAAAAAAAGAUUAGGCCUAAAGAAAAUAUGUCCAGCAGACAAAACGUAUUUAAAAAAACAGAAUUAAAGCUUAUUAAAUAUUUGAUACAGGAUCUAAAAUGUCCAUCAUCCUUCAUUCAAUCAUCUGUUGUUUGAGAUUUAUCACCUUGGCUGUAAUCCUUAUUUCUGUCUGUGAAACAGUGUUAUAUAAAUAUAUAUAUUUUCCAUUGAUUCAAUUAAUGAAAUUGGAACAAAGUGUGUGUUUGUGACAUGCUACGGGAAAGGCAGCACCUACAGGUCCAAUUUAAAACGGUUACUCUGCCAAGUUGUCUGGUAUUGACACAGCUCAGAUUCAAUGCUUGGGUUCAGGAACCUUUUUAUGUCUACAGUUUUUUUUAAAUUAGGUAAAUUGCUUAAUUAAAAACACCAAAAAUGUUCACGUACAUAAAAAAGCAGAAAGGGUUAAAGAAACAUGCUUUAGAUAGCCUGGAGCACUAUUAUCAAGACCACUUUAAAAGAUUAUAAGAAUGUCUGGCUGCUUGGAAACAAAGUAUGAAGAAAAGAUGGAAGAUUACUUAAGACUUUUGCACAUAGCGAUAAAUCAUCUGCAGUCACUUGAAAUCUCAGUGUAAAUGAAACCAUGUAAAUAUUUGUAGAACAGAGUUGCUGGAGUUUAGUGCUUUGGAAAAAACAUCACAGAUAAAAACGUGUCAUAUAUAAACAUAGACACUUCAUUUUGGUUUAUGUGAUUGGAUUUAUGAAUCUUUAUCAAACCCAUAGUUACCAAUCUCUUUUAUAUAUAUAAAUGGCUCAAAUUUUAUGUCCAAUAAAACUGAAGAGGGAUAUAAAUUAAGGAAACGGUUCCUCCAACAAACAUUUAAGCAGAAAGUUGUCUUUGUCGUUCUUACACCUCAUUUAAUGACCUCCUUCCACUAUAAACCCUCCUUUCUACGUAAAAUAUGUUGCACUUGUGCAGUUGAGCAUUUUUCAAGAUUCACACACUUGAAGUGAGUUAAAAAAGUAACAGCAUUUACUUAAAACACCUUAUUAAUAAAGUGUUCUGCUCUUUGUUGAACUGUGUUAUGAGUUGCCUCACACCUCUACACGGAGACCUCGAUCCAGAAAUGCAAGUGAUAAUUAUGUAUGUGAAGUGAUUUGUGAUUUGAAAGGUGCUUUGUUUUACAUUGAAGUGAAAGGUUUCCCAUGAUUUUGAUUGUAAAUUUUUUUUAAACGACGUUUCCACCAUAUUUUGUGGUUUAUUGUAAAAUAAUAGACAGUAGCCGCCUAUCAUAUCUGCAGAUGAGUGUGGAAGUCUUCGAGACAUUUCUUUCUCUUAAAUGUGAUUUUUCCUCUCCACUGUCGCCCUGUGCAUGCUCAGAACAACAAGGCGGGGCAUUUAUAAUAUGAUGCAUUCUGUUAGCUACCUUAGAUCAAAUGUUUAAAAGUGGCAUUUUAUAACUAAUUUACUGAAUCUUGCUGUAAUAAAAGUGUGUUAUAAUUACA
Girardinichthys multiradiatus is the source of this 6770-nucleotide messenger RNA. RefSeq names its product retinoic acid receptor beta-like. The transcript is spliced from 8 exons. Gene Ontology annotation, biological process: retinoic acid receptor signaling pathway; cellular response to corticotropin-releasing hormone stimulus; regulation of transcription by RNA polymerase II. Gene Ontology annotation, molecular function: nuclear receptor activity; RNA polymerase II cis-regulatory region sequence-specific DNA binding; zinc ion binding. Lineage: Eukaryota; Metazoa; Chordata; Actinopteri; Cyprinodontiformes; Goodeidae. Gene Ontology annotation, cellular component: nucleus; transcription regulator complex. The coding region runs from base 303 to 1649 and encodes 448 amino acids. The record is from RefSeq and is a predicted model, not a curated record.